GACGCCCGGGGACCGGAGGCGGCACCCGGCGCUGCGCGAGAACGCAGGACGCGAAGCCCCGAAGCCGGCGGAUGCCCCUCAGAUCCCGCGACUGCGCGCGAGGUGGAGGAGAGAACAUUGAAAUUAUUCUCUAAGCUUUCUGAAGAGAGUGACUAAAUGCUCCUGGGUCAGGCUGUCUGUGGGUAUGAAGUGGUUGGGAGACUCCAAGAACAUGGUGGUGAAUGGCAGGAGAAAUGGAAGCAAGUUGUCUAAUGACCAUCAGCAGAAUCAAUCCAAAUUACAGCACGCAGGCAAGGACGCCCUGAAGACUGGCAGAAACGCUGUUGAGAGGCGGCCCAACAGAUGUCAUGGUAACUCGGGAUUUGAAGGGCAGAGUCGCUAUGUGCCAUCCUCUGGAAUGUCCGCCAAGGAGCUCUGUGAGAACGAUGACUUAGCAACCAGUUUGGUUCUUGAUCCCUAUUUAGGUUUUCAAACACACAAAAUGAACACUAGCGCCUUUCCUUCGAGGAGCUCGAGACAUAUUUCCAAAGCUGACAGUUUUUCUCACAACAACCCUAUGAGAUUUCGGCCUAUAAAAGGAAGGCAGGAAGAGCUAAAGGAAGUAAUUGAACGCUUUAAGAAAGAUGAACACUUAGAGAAAGCUUUUAAAUGUUUGACCUCAGGUGAAUGGGCACGACAUUAUUUUCUCAACAAAAACAAAAUGCAGGAGAAAUUAUUCAAAGAACAUGUCUUUAUUUACUUGCGGAUGUUUGCAACUGACAGUGGAUUUGAAAUAUUGCCUUGUAAUAGAUACUCUUCAGAACAAAAUGGAGCCAAGAUAGUUGCAACAAAAGAGUGGAAACGAAAUGACAAAAUAGAAUUACUGGUGGGUUGUAUUGCCGAACUUUCAGAAAUUGAGGAGAACAUGCUACUUAGACACGGAGAAAACGACUUCAGUGUCAUGUAUUCCACAAGGAAAAAUUGUGCUCAACUCUGGCUCGGUCCUGCUGCAUUUAUAAAUCAUGAUUGCAGACCUAACUGUAAGUUUGUGUCAACUGGCCGAGAUACAGCAUGUGUUAAGGCUCUGAGAGAUAUUGAACCUGGAGAAGAAAUUUCUUGUUAUUAUGGAGAUGGGUUUUUUGGAGAAAAUAAUGAGUUCUGCGAAUGUUACACUUGCGAAAGACGGGGAACUGGUGCUUUUAAAUCACGAGUAGGACUGCCUGCGCCUGCUCCUGUUAUCAAUAGCAAAUACGGACUUAGAGAAACAGAUAAACGCUUAAAUAGGCUUAAAAAGUUAGGUGACAGCAGCAAAAGCUCAGACAGUCAGUCUGUCAGCUCUAAUACAGACGCAGACACCACUCAGGAAAAAGACAAUGCAAGUAAGUAA
This is a messenger RNA of Rattus rattus (black rat), 1366 nucleotides long. RefSeq names its product histone-lysine N-methyltransferase KMT5B. The transcript is spliced from 10 exons. Lineage: Eukaryota; Metazoa; Chordata; Mammalia; Rodentia; Muridae. Bases 185 to 1366 code for a protein of 393 amino acids. The record is from RefSeq and is a predicted model, not a curated record. Gene Ontology annotation, molecular function: protein binding; histone H4K20 methyltransferase activity. Gene Ontology annotation, cellular component: nucleus.